UCUCUCUCUUCCUCUCACCUUCUCUCUCCCCCAUCUCUCUCUAACCCUAAUAAUUAACGAACUGCCACAUCGUGGUCGGAAAAUACAGUGACGGUCGUCGCCGUCUACAUUGCCGUCGCCGUCCACGGCCUUUUCCCUUUCUCUCUCUUUUGAUCUCACGUUUUCUCUCCCCUUCUCUCUAACCCUAAUAACGCCGCCUCCUAGUCACCGUCGGCCCCUGCCAGUCACCAUCGCCGCUGUAUACCGUUGACGUCGCCGGCCUAUGUGACAAUUUCAGGCAAUGGCAGAUGCUGCAGACCCUGCCUGCAUCUUGGAGACUAGGAAAACUGCUCCAGGAUUACGUUUGGUGGAUAAAUGGGCGGUAAAGAUCGGGGGAGGGGAAAAUCACAUAAUGGGCUUAUUUGAUAUGGUAAUGAUAAAAGACAAUCACAUAUCUGCUGCUGGAGGUGUUAGCAAAGCUCUAAAAUCUGUGGAUCAGUAUUUGGAGCAAAAUAAACUUCAAAUGGGAGUUGAGGUUGAAACCAGAACGCCUGCAGAAGUACAUGAGGUUCUAGAAUAUGCAUCUCAAACAAAGACUUCAUUGACUAGGAUAAUGCUGGACAAUAUGGUUAUUCCAUUAUCUAACGUGGAUGUUGAGGUAUCCAUGCUUAAGGAGGCCGUAGAAUUGAUCGAUGGGAGGUUUGAGACAGAGGCUUCAGGAAAUGUUACCCUUGAAACAGUGCACACAAUUGGACAAAACGGUGUUAGCUGCAUUUCUAGGUGAAAAGAGGAGUAAGAAAACAAAAAAAGCUAAGGAGACGGGGGUUCCUAGAGACCACCAGAAAACCUUGCGAUUAGAGAUAGAAGCCCGUCGCCACGUCUCCCACCACGCGGCGCUCCAUUGCCACGUCUUCCAAUACCGAGUCGUUCGAUAGAGUGUCAAACACACAAAGUCAUGUUUGAAUGUUAAUGUUGUGGUGGAUUUGUGGAUUGUGUAAGUGUUUUGUGGAUGUUUGUGAGGGGUGAAGUAGUCUAAUGUUGUAGACUAACUUAGUGUAGAUCUACUAGUUUAAUGUUUUGAGGAUGUUUGCAAAGGUUGUGAAGUAGUUUAAUGUUGUGUAAAUGUUUGUGAAUGUUGAAGUAGCUUAAUGUCUCUUCGGAAUGUUUGAAUGACGUUUUGAUUCAACUUUGAAGUAGUUUCGAAUUGAAUUUGACGUAUUGUUGGUUGUAAUAUAUGUGUUUGUUGAAGUAGCUUAAUGUUUUAUGUUUUUCAGUACUUUGGUGAAUUGUUGGCAGCUAUUUGAGCCGGUUUUAGUUGAAUAUAAAAUUGUUUCAUCU
Lycium barbarum (goji berry) is the source of this 1317-nucleotide messenger RNA. RefSeq names its product quinolinate phosphoribosyltransferase [decarboxylating] 1b-like. Gene Ontology annotation, biological process: NAD+ biosynthetic process; quinolinate catabolic process. The coding region runs from base 281 to 763 and encodes 160 amino acids. The transcript is spliced from 6 exons. Gene Ontology annotation, cellular component: cytoplasm. Gene Ontology annotation, molecular function: nicotinate-nucleotide diphosphorylase (carboxylating) activity. The record is from RefSeq and is a predicted model, not a curated record. Lineage: Eukaryota; Viridiplantae; Streptophyta; Magnoliopsida; Solanales; Solanaceae.